AUGGAGAAAGGAGCAACAGAAGGCGGCGGAGGACAGAAGGUGGUGGCCGGGUUCUCGUGGGUGGUGGAGGGGCUGCUGGCGGGGAGUGCGGCGCCCGGCAGUUUUCCGGCUGCACUGGCGGACGACCUGGCGGCCCUGGCGAGCGCGGGGGUGACGGCGGUGGUGUCCCUCAACGAAGCCCACCCGCCCCUCCAGCCCGAAGCCGACCUCCAGGCCGCCCUCGCCCCCGGCGGCACGCUGCGGGUCCACCUCCACUUGCCCGUGCCCGACUACCGCCCGCCCACCCUGGACCAGAUGCGCGAAUUCGUGGCUUUGGUUGAGGAGCAGCGCGCGCUGGGCGGAGCGACGUUGGUGCACUGCAACGCGGGCAUGGGGAGGACGGGCACCAUGCUGGCGGCCUACCUGAUUGCCGCCCAGGGCGUGCCAGCUCGUGAGGCCAUUGCCACCCUCCGUCGCAUGCGACCGGGCAGCGUCCAGACGUUCAAGCAGGAGGAUGGGCUGAUCGCCUUCGAAGAGAGCCUCCAGAAGCAGCCUCGCCCAUAG
This is a messenger RNA of Acanthamoeba castellanii str. Neff, 543 nucleotides long. Its product is annotated as dual specificity phosphatase, catalytic domain containing protein. Gene Ontology annotation, molecular function: protein tyrosine/serine/threonine phosphatase activity; protein tyrosine phosphatase activity. Lineage: Eukaryota; Discosea; Longamoebia; Acanthamoebidae. The coding region runs from base 1 to 543 and encodes 180 amino acids. Gene Ontology annotation, biological process: protein dephosphorylation. The record is from RefSeq and is a predicted model, not a curated record. The transcript is spliced from 3 exons.